Molecule: messenger RNA, 300 nt
Organism: Babjeviella inositovora NRRL Y-12698
Lineage: Eukaryota; Fungi; Ascomycota; Pichiomycetes; Serinales
Gene: RPL39
Product: 60S ribosomal protein eL36
Exons: 2
Coding region: 1-300 (99 amino acids)
Biological process (GO): cytoplasmic translation
Cellular component (GO): cytosolic large ribosomal subunit; ribosome
Molecular function (GO): structural constituent of ribosome
Source: RefSeq, a predicted model, not a curated record
AUGGCUAAGUCUGGUAUUGCUAUUGGUUUAAACAAGGGUCACAAGACCACUGAAAACACUGUUGCCCCAAAGAUUUCUUACAGAAAGGGUGCUUUGUCCAAGAGAACCGCUUUCGUUCGUGAGAUCGUCAGAGAAGUUGCCGGUUUGGCUCCAUACGAGAGACGUAUCAUUGAAUUGAUCAGAAACGCUGGUGAAAAGAGAGCCAAGAAGUUGGCCAAGAGAAGAUUGGGGACCCACAAGAGAGCGAAGAGAAAGGUCGAAGAAAUGAACAAGGUCAUUGCUGAAACCAGAAGACACUAA